AUGGGUGUACUAGCUAGAAUUGCUGGACAGAGGUGUUUUUCUUCCAGUGGGAAGAAUGCUGCUGCCAAGAAAUUGAACAAGUACUCGUACCAUAUCACUGAGCCAAAAGACCAAGGAGCCUCGCAGGCGAUGCUGUACGCUACUGGUUUCAAGCGCGACGAUUUCGCCAAGGCACAAGUUGGUGUUGGGUCCUGUUGGUGGUCUGGGAACCCGUGCAACAUGCACUUGCUCGACUUGAACCACAGAUGUGCUGCCUCCGUCGACAAGGCCAAUUUGAAGGCCAUGCAGUUCAACACGGUUGGGGUCUCGGACGGGAUCUCCAUGGGUACCUCCGGUAUGCGCUACUCGUUGCAGUCGAGAGAGGUCAUCGCAGACUCCUUCGAAACAAUUAUGAUGGCCCAGUCGUACGACGCCAACAUCGCGAUCCCCUCGUGUGACAAGAACAUGCCAGGUGUCAUGAUGGCCAUGGGGAGACACAACAGACCUUCCAUCAUGGUCUACGGGGGGACCAUCUUGCCCGGCCACCCUACAUGUGGGUCGAAGAAGAUCUCCAAGAACAUCGACAUCGUCUCAGCGUUCCAAUCUUACGGACAGUUCAUCGCAGACGAGAUCACCGAGAACGAGAGAGAGGAUAUCGUCACACACGCAUGCCCUGGUCCAGGGUCCUGCGGUGGGAUGUACACGGCGAACACCAUGGCCUCCGCAGCUGAGGUGCUUGGGAUCACUGUUCCAAACUCCUCUUCGUCACCAGCGGUCUCCAAGGAGAAGCUAGCCGAAUGUGACAACAUCGGUGAAACAAUCAAGAAAACCAUGGAGUUGAACAUCUUACCUCGGGAUAUCUUCACCAAGGAGGCGUUCGAAAACGCCAUCACGUACGUCAUCGCCACUGGAGGGUCCACGAACUCCGUCCUUCACUUGAUCGCCGUCGCGUACUCCGCAGGUGUCAAGAUCACGCCAAGCGACUUCCAACGCAUCAGUGACAAGACUCCACUACUGGGGGACUUCAAGCCAUCCGGUAAAUACGUUAUGGCGGACCUCGUCGCUGUCAACGGUACCCAGGCAGUGAUCAAGUUCCUGUACGACAACGGGUUCAUGCAUGGGGACACUUUGACCGUCACUGGUGACACUUUGGCGGAGCGUGCCAAGAAGGCGAAAUCGCUACCAGAGGGACAAGAGAUCAUCAAGCCAUUGUCCAACCCUAUCAAGGAGUCCGGCCACUUGCAGAUCUUGACCGGGUCGCUGGCCCCAGGUGGGGCCGUCGGCAAGAUCACCGGUAAGGAAGGGACCUACUUUAAGGGUGCCGCCCGUGUCUUCGAGGACGAAUCCUCCUUCAUCCACGCCCUAGAGAAGGGUGAGAUCAAGAAGGGUGAGAAGACGGUCGUCAUUAUCAGAUACGAGGGACCAAGAGGUGGUCCAGGUAUGCCUGAGAUGUUGAAACCUUCCUCCGCACUUAUGGGCUACGGGCUGGGCAAGGACGUCGCCCUCCUAACGGACGGUAGAUUCUCCGGUGGGUCUCACGGUUUCCUGAUCGGCCACAUCGUGCCAGAGGCAGCAGAAGGUGGUCCAAUUGGGUUGGUCAAGGAUGGUGACGAGAUCGUCAUCGACGCGGACAACAAUAAGAUUGACCUUUUGGUCUCGGAUUCGGAAAUGGCUCAACGUAAGGCGCAGUGGACCAAACCUGCUCCUCGCUACAGCAGAGGUACUUUGUCAAAGUACGCUAAGCUGGUAAGUAACGCAUCUCUAGGCUGUGUGACAGACGCUUAA
This is a messenger RNA of Huiozyma naganishii CBS 8797, 1764 nucleotides long. RefSeq names its product dihydroxy-acid dehydratase ILV3 (gene ILV3). Gene Ontology annotation, molecular function: dihydroxy-acid dehydratase activity. Lineage: Eukaryota; Fungi; Ascomycota; Saccharomycetes; Saccharomycetales; Saccharomycetaceae. Gene Ontology annotation, biological process: branched-chain amino acid biosynthetic process. The record is from RefSeq and is a predicted model, not a curated record. Gene Ontology annotation, cellular component: mitochondrion. The transcript has a single exon. The coding region runs from base 1 to 1764 and encodes 587 amino acids.